UCUUUACCCUUUUCUCUCCUACCAAAACCCAGAGAAAGAGAGAGAGAGAGAGAUGGGAAAAGGUCGUGUGUUUGAGGUUGGAGAUCCGAAAAUGACCGCCGGCCGUCAAUCACUGUCUCGACUCUCCGCCGCUAAUUCCCCGGAAUUCGCCACUUCACGGCGAGCCCCCCACGCCAAACCCCCAUUUACACUCGCCCACCUGAAGAAAUCCAUCCCUCCCCACUGCUUCCACCGCUCCCUCCUCCAAUCCUCCGCCUAUCUCGCCUUCGACCUCGCCGUCGCCUCCCUCCUCUUCUACGUCGCCGCUACCUACUUCGCCCUCCUUCCUCCCCCCCUCGCCUACCUCGCUUGGCCCCUCUUCUGGCUCCUCCAGGGCUGCACCCUCACCGCCGUCUGGGUCAUAGCCCACGAGUGCGGCCACCACGCCUUCAGCUCCCACCGCUGGCUAAACGACGCCGUCGGCUUCCUCCUCCACACCUCCCUCCUCGUCCCUUACUUCUCCUGGAAGCACAGCCACCGCCGCCACCACUCCAACACCGCCUCCCUCGACAGCGACGAAACCUUCGUCCCCAAACUCAAACCCGAACUCCCGUGGUACCACACCUACCUGAACCACCCGCCGGGCCGGAUUCUCACCAUCUCCGCCACGCUCGUCCUCGGCUGGCCUCUGUACUUGGCAUGCAACGCCUCCGGCCGACCCUACGACCGCUUCGCCUCCCACUUCGACCCUCACGGCCCCAUCUUCUCCGACGGCGAGCGGGCCCAGGUCUAUCUCUCCGACGCCGGCGUCCUCGCCGUGGCUUACCUCCUCUUCUCCGUCGCGAAUUCGAACGGGCUCUGCUGGGUUCUCUGCGUCUACGGAGUUCCGUUGCUGAUUGUGAACGCGUUUCUCGUGACGAUCACGUACUUGCAGCACACGCAUCCAUCGCUGCCGCACUACGACUCGUCGGAGUGGGACUGGUUGCGGGGAGCGCUGUCGACGGUGGACAGGGACUAUGGGAUUCUGAAUAGGGUUUUUCAUAAUAUUACCGAUACUCACGUUGCUCACCAUUUGUUUUCCUCUAUUCCGCAUUACCAUGCAAUGCAGGCCACUGGGGCGAUGAAGGAUGUGUUGGGGGAUUACUAUCAGUUUGAUGGUACUCCAGUUUACAAGGCUUUGUGGAGAGAAGCGAAGGAGUGUUUAUACGUGGAGAGGGAUGAAGGUGACAGGAGCAGAGGUGUGUUCUGGUUUAAAAAUAAGACCUAGGUUGAGACGAGAUUAUGUAUCAUGUAUUAUGUAGUAUAAUUAAUUCACAGAGUAAUGUUAUACCAACAAAUGUAUUUUAUGGAUUU
This is a messenger RNA of Malania oleifera, 1332 nucleotides long. RefSeq names its product delta(12)-fatty-acid desaturase FAD2-like. Lineage: Eukaryota; Viridiplantae; Streptophyta; Magnoliopsida; Santalales; Ximeniaceae. The transcript is spliced from 2 exons. The record is from RefSeq and is a predicted model, not a curated record. Gene Ontology annotation, molecular function: oxidoreductase activity. Gene Ontology annotation, biological process: lipid metabolic process. The coding region runs from base 53 to 1246 and encodes 397 amino acids.